AUGCUAAAAUUAUUGCUUUUGUCUUAUUCUUUCAAUAGAAUGCUCCAAAAUAGUUAUGUGUAUUACCCAGACUUACGGCCAGAGCCUGAGAACUACAUCAAAUGCAGCGGAACCAACGAAAUGAGGGAGGAGGUAGAAGCUUUAGAGAGAAAGCUUUUCCUUGAAGAAAUCGCAUUCGAUGUUACAGACGAGAGAUGUAAUUUAUUGGACAGAAAUUUGAGGUAAGGAUUGCAGUCAAGAGAGUGUUGAACAUACCAAUUAAGAAACGUAAUAAACUCAAAACAUGAAAAAAGCCACUGACCUGAAAAAAUCCAGUUAUAUAAUUUUGCUUUUAGCUUGGGAAAAGAGAAAUACGCCUUUGUAUGCAAGAUGAUGAGUUUAGCAAAUUUUCUUUUCAUUCAUUCUUUACUGGUGAAAGAGGCAAAGACGAUAAAGAAUUGAAUGAGAUCACGGUUCUGUUUAAGUUCCCCUAAGUUAGAAAGAAAUGUGUUGGUCCAGAGCAUAUCAGCUGAGGUCAAAGCGGUUUUGACGGGCCGGAAACCUCAUCAAGAGAGCCGGGAUAAAGGUUCUUUAUCUUCUCUUGGCCUCAUUUAUUAAUUUAUUACAUAAUAAUACACCUUCAGAUUUGGUGCCAGACCUGCAGUGCUCUUAAAUUGGCUUCUCUCCCCCGCAGACGCAUACAGACGUAUAAUCUAACCCCAUGUUAGUCACUGUGUUAGUAAACAUAUGCGAAGUAGCGCUGAUAUACUUGUCCUGGGCCCCCAACGGACUCAACGAAUCACCGAAAAUGCGGUUUCAACCAGAUUGACAAAUAUACAAUGUCUCUUUUUAACAGCCAAUCGUAGCAAAAGCCGUGAGUUACUUUUCGGGUGGAUGAGAAGCGACAACCGGAAAUAUGUCUGCGUUCGCAGGCUAAUUAUAGCGCGUACUCAAGUCAACGGACACCCCCCAUAGAUGGGGACCCAGAGCAAGGAUUUCGGCGCUGUUUCACAGACAGAAGUUAAGAAGUUUACAACAACGUAACAACAAUCAACCAUUUUAUUUGCCAUCUUCAAAAACGUUUACAAAAACAAAAUAAACUAAAAUAGAUCAAGCCAAAAACUACUGAGAAUAGCAAAAGUUCUGUCUGAGUUUCAUCUGUGGCGCAGGCUAAGUUUUCUCCUGUUGUUAUGUAAAAUGUUGAAGAUUUUAUCUGUUGUUUCUUUUACAGCCUUCUUCAACAGAACGAAGUUAAUCUCCAGUAUGAAUGCUUAAGCGGUCAAAACAACCUUGCUGCGUUGAAACUCAAACACGAGGCUUGUCAGUUUGGUCUGUAUCAGAAAGCAAAUCCGAUUGAGAAAUGGGCAACAAGAUCACUUCCAAAUCUGUAUUUCACAUCAUUCUAA
Molecule: messenger RNA, 1385 nt
Organism: Porites evermanni
Lineage: Eukaryota; Metazoa; Cnidaria; Anthozoa; Scleractinia; Poritidae
Source: the annotation of a GenBank genome assembly